Molecule: messenger RNA, 1157 nt
Organism: Cucurbita pepo subsp. pepo (vegetable marrow)
Lineage: Eukaryota; Viridiplantae; Streptophyta; Magnoliopsida; Cucurbitales; Cucurbitaceae
Product: CASP-like protein 5B3
Cellular component (GO): plasma membrane
Source: RefSeq, a predicted model, not a curated record
AAAUAUUCUAACCAAUUUCGUUCAAAUUAGUUCUUCCACUCCCUAACUGACCGCACCCCACCAAAAAAAUCCAGGGGAUAUGGUGGGCCUAUCAACGCGUGCCGCCGAAGAACCCCCUUUAGGGAUUCCCAUUUCUCAUUUGUAACCUUCUUUUCUUCACUUCUUUCUUCCCAUUUCAACCCUUCGAAGAUCCAUCCAUGGAUGCCUUCCUUGUUCGUUAAUCGCUUCAAAACCCACUUACCACAACCUUCCAAUACCCACAUUGCUCUGUUUUUCUUGUGAUCCGUUUCGAUUUGGUGAUUGGGUUUUAAUGGGUUUGUAAAAUGGUGGGGAUUUGAGGGGUUUCUGUGGCUUGUGGAUGGAGUAUUGUGGGAGAAGAAAAUGGGGGGUUUUGUUGCAUUUGGGAUCUGUGAUUGAGUGCGUUUUGAUUUGGAGAAAAGGGGAAAUAUGUUGGAUUUUCCUGGGACUCCAGGGACUUUGACUGCCUUUGUUUUGAGGAUUUUGCAAUGCGUUUUUGCUGCUGGUUCUGUUGCUUCCAUGGCUACUGCUGUUGGCUUCUAUAACUUCACAGCUUUUUGCUAUGUGAUUGCAUCAAUGGGUCUGCAAGUGACAUGGAGUUUCAUGUUGGCAUUGUUAGAUGCAUAUGCAUUGCUAAGAAAGAAGAUGCUUCAUAACCCCAUUCUUGUCAGCCUCUUUGUAGUUGGGGAUUGGGUGACAGCAACCUUGUCUCUCGCCGCAGCGUCCGCCUCAGGUGGCGUAGCCGUCUUGUUCUUCAGCAAUUUGGGACACUGUAGUUUCGGGGACGAAUGUCGAAAGUUUCAAAUCUCUGUUGUUUUAGCCUUUCUAAGCUGGAUAACCAUAGCCAUUUCAGCUCUGAUCAUGCUCUGGAUAUUGGCUGCAGGUUGAAGAUGACUUCAGCCACGUAAUUUCGUGUAGUUUUCGUACAUCUGUCUAAUCUUUCUUCAUUGUUCUACAAUGCAAAAGAAUGAAGACAUGAGAUAGAAUGAUGCUAAUGUGCAGUUUGUUAAAGAAUCGUGUUUUUUGUUGAUGAGACUUGAAAGAAAUAUAAGUAAAGUUGUAUUGCAGAUUUUUGAUAGAAUCUCCUCUCCAUUUGGGCUGUUUUGGUCGGCCAUUUGAAUGAAUAUUUCAGAAGUCUA